AUGCACAACAUACUCAGCCUCGAGGAGUACUUGCUGGAACAAGGUGGUGGAGGCACGAGACAUCAUUCACAUCUCACCGUCGAUCGUUCCAUCAAGUCGACGGCGCCGCCCAAACACACAGUUUUUGGUCAGACCAGUAAUUACUCCAGCACAACCGCCAAGAUGAAGAUACUCUCGUACUGGGUCUUCCCCAUCAUAUCGGGUCUGAUGUGGCUCAGCAUGCUCCUGGGCAUGCUGCUCUACUGGAUCAUCGACACCAACAGAGAAGUUUACCCAUCAAUGUCGCCUCCUCAAACCAUCGCAUACAUCAGCGACGUCGGCGCCUAUCGCCUCAAGCCGCUCUUCGUCACUGGAUGCGUCAUUACCACAAUCUUCCUCGACCUCUCCUUCUUUUCCGAUCGCUGGCUUCGUCACAAGGGCCGCCUCGCGCCCAACACGUCUACCGGAGAGAAGAUCCUCUACGGCUUGAGCAUCUUCUUCGCCAUCAUCGGCACUGUGGGCCUGAUUUGCCUGAGCAUCUUCGACACGUACCGCCAUAAGAACCUGCACCUGCUUUUCCUGCUGCUCUUCAUGGCCGGUUAUUUGUUGUCGGCCUGUUUCAUUUGCUGGGAGUACCAAAGAUUGGGAAUUAAAUACCCCGAGCACCGCUCCCUGGCGGCAUCCUUCUGGAUCAAGCUUGUCUUCAUCCUAGUCGAGCUCGUGCUUGCCAUCGCCUUCGUCACCUGUAACUUCAGAAAGAUGUACAACGCAGCCGCCAUUCUCGAAUGGGUCGUCGCUUUCGUCUUCUCGUUCUACGUCUGGUCCUUCAUGGUCGACCUCUACCCGGCCGUCCGCACCCGCGACAAGACCGCUCGCUUCUCGAAACCCGGAAUGAGAGAGUGGUCUAGUAGUAGUCCUCCUAACUUCUAG
Molecule: messenger RNA, 909 nt
Organism: Colletotrichum karsti
Lineage: Eukaryota; Fungi; Ascomycota; Sordariomycetes; Glomerellales; Glomerellaceae
Product: frag1 dram sfk1 family protein
Exons: 4
Coding region: 1-909 (302 amino acids)
Cellular component (GO): plasma membrane
Source: RefSeq, a predicted model, not a curated record